This is a messenger RNA of Triticum aestivum (bread wheat), 1043 nucleotides long. Its product is annotated as auxin-responsive protein SAUR36-like. The transcript has a single exon. NCBI's taxonomy places the organism in Eukaryota, Viridiplantae, Streptophyta, Magnoliopsida, Poales, Poaceae. The record is from RefSeq and is a predicted model, not a curated record. Gene Ontology annotation, biological process: response to auxin. The coding region runs from base 466 to 927 and encodes 153 amino acids.
AAUGCCAUAGGAAUGGUACGUGCGGUGCUGCAAUUUUGGAGGUGCUGUGAUGUGAUCUGGCUCAGGUCUGUUGGGGCCAAGUGUUUGGCACUUGACAGAGCUUGCGCUGGACGUCCUGCCGGCACAUCCGUGGUGAUAGGUUUGCUAGAGAAAUGGCAUGAGCACGAGGACCCCAUGUGGUUCUCUAGCCACAGACACAUUUCAGACAUGGAUAGUUCUUGGAAAUCUCAUCAACAACAUUGCACGAAGAGCACUCAUGGCAUUGUCCCCUGCCCAACUCUCUCGCUGAUAGCUACACACUUCCAUAUGCACUGCCCUGAGUCCUUUCUUCCUUCUAUAAAUCCAUGGCCUGCUCAGCACAAACUUCAUCUCAUCUCAAGCAACAUCACAAUCUACAACACACCUUCAGACUUCCAGAGCCAAAGUGAAAUUUAGCCAGCCGACCAGAACACAUCCGACUCAACCAUGAUCCACCCAAAGAAGCUUGCUCAGCUGGCCAAGAAGUGCCAGCGGAUGUUGGUGGCUGGAGCCGGUGCUCGUCGUCGGCAUGCCUCGGACAUGGCCGAUGACGAGUGCUGCAGCACAGUGUCAUCUGUGGUUGCCGAUGAGGGCCACUGCGUGAUGUACACCAACGACGGAACCCGGUUCGAGGUCCCUCUGGCGUACCUCGGGACGUCGGUCUUCAUCGAGCUCCUGAGGAUGUCCGAGGAGGAGUUUGGCUUCACGAGCGGCAGUGACGGAGGCAGGAUCAUGCUGCCGUGUGAUGCCACUGUGAUGGAAUAUGUCUUGUGCCUGGUCAGGAGAGAGGCCUCUGAGGAGGUUGAGAGGGCGUUCUUGAGCUCCAUUGUUGGGCACUGCCACAACUACAAUGCUAGCUGCAAGGCACCAUCAAUGGAACUCGGCCAUCAUUUUGCUCUUUGUACUUAGCUACUAGCUUAGCUUCUGAAAUAUUUUUAGUUAGGAUUGAGAGGAGCUCUGUAGAGCCUCAUGUAAGAUCAAUGAUCACAGGAAAUGAUACAAAGAGACAAAUUUUCCGGGAGAAA